Molecule: messenger RNA, 714 nt
Organism: Humulus lupulus (European hop)
Lineage: Eukaryota; Viridiplantae; Streptophyta; Magnoliopsida; Rosales; Cannabaceae
Product: protein FAR1-RELATED SEQUENCE 5-like
Exons: 2
Coding region: 1-714 (237 amino acids)
Source: RefSeq, a predicted model, not a curated record
AUGGUGAAAAGUAUUAUAAAGACUUUGAUCAUGAACAAGCACACAAUGAAGAAGCUGACAAUGAUUACAAGUAUAAGAAGUUCAACCAAGGGAGAUGAUGAAGAACUAAAAUAUGUUUCACUAGCAUGCACUCGUAAUGGAAAGCCAAGACAAAAUAGUAACAAUGCUUUGAAGUUGUAUAUAACAGUAAACACAGAUUGUAAAGCUAAAAUUAGAGCAAAAAUAUGUAGUGGUAAAACCGUGCAGGUAGUUUCUUUUGUGCUUGACCACAAUCACGAACUAAGUACACCUGGAAAUGUUCAGUAUCACAAGGUGAAUAGAAUUAUCCAACCAUAUGUGGAAAGAAAAUUGGAAAUAAAUGAUAGAGUUGGUAUAAGGCCAAAUAAGAAUCUUAACUCUUUUGUAGUUGAAAUGGGAGGUCAUGAUAAGGCUCCUUUUUUAGAGAAACAUUGUAGAAAUUUAAUUGCAAAAGUAAGACGUCUACGACUUGGAGGGGGAGAUGUUGUUGCACUUCAAAAAUAUUUCAUGAAAAUGCGAAGUGAUAAUGCAAACUUCUUUUACAUGAUGGAUUUAAAUGAGAAGAGUCGAAUAAAAAAUAUAGUUUGGGUAGAUGCAAGAAGUAAGGCUGCAUAUGGGGAAUUUUGUAAUGUUGUGAGUUUUGACACUACUUACCUAAUUAAUAAAUAUGACAUGCCAUUUUUUGCAUUUUUAUGA